Molecule: messenger RNA, 823 nt
Organism: Lathyrus oleraceus (garden pea)
Lineage: Eukaryota; Viridiplantae; Streptophyta; Magnoliopsida; Fabales; Fabaceae
Product: formin-like protein 17
Exons: 1
Coding region: 145-717 (190 amino acids)
Source: RefSeq, a predicted model, not a curated record
GCCCCGAGUUCAGGCCUUGCCAAGAAGUCAAAUGUCCAAAGCUCGGUUAGGCCUAAAUCUGAGAAAGUGCAACUGAUUGAGCAUAGGCGGGCAUGUAAUUGUGAAAUCAUGCUUUCGAAAGUGAAGGUGCCAUUGUAGGAUUUAAUGAGUUCAGUGCUAGCACUGGAAGAGUCGCUUGACGUUGAUCAGGUUGAGAACCUCAUAAAGUUUUGUCCUGCAAAAGAGGAGAUGGAAAUAAUCAAGAGUUAUAAAGGGGAAAAGGAGAAGUUAGGGAAAUGUGAACAGUUCUUCAUGGAGUUAAUGAAAGUACCAGGGGUAGAAUCUAAGCUCAGAGUAUUUUCAUUCAAGAUUCAGUUCCAUUAUCAGGUUUCCGAUCUUAAGAAUAGCUUGAAUGCUGUGAAUGCUGCUUCAGAAGAGAUCAGGAGUUUUGUCAAAUUAAAGAGAAUUAUGCAAACAAUACUUACUCUAGGAAAUGCUUUGAACCAAGGAACUGCCAGGGGUUCUGCCAUUGGAUUCAGAUUAGAUAGCCUUCUUAAACUGACUGAGACACGUGCACGGAACAACAAAAUGACUCUCAUGCAUUAUCUUUGUAAGGUGUUAGAUGACAAAUUGCCUGAAGUUUUAGACUUCUCUAAGGAUCUUGCUAAUCUAGAGCCAACGGCAAAGAUCCAAUUGAAGUUCCUGGCAGAGGAGAUGCAAACUAUAAACAAGGAUUAGAGAAAAUUGUACAGGAAUUAUCCACUUCUGAAAAUGAUGGUCCUAUAUCAGAAAAGUUCCGCAAGAAAUUGAAAGACUUCCUCUGUUCUGCUGAAGCUGAAGUCCG